GCAUCUUGAUCCAGUAUCCAAAUCGCAUUCACUCAAGCGAGUCCAACAUGAAAUUCCUACUUGUCGCCAUCCUCGUAGCCGCUGUACUCUUCACAGCACAAGCUAUUUCUGAUGAGCAGAAGACGAUCUUCAAGAAGUUCUACACAGAAUGCACCGAGUCCACCGGUGUCGAAGCAGAUCUGAUCGUGAAGAUGAGAAAAGCAGAGUUUACAGACAACGAUGAAAAAUUGGCAGCGUAUUACCACUGCAUGAUGGUAAAACUGGGAUUCCAAUCACCCGAAGGAGCCUUCAACGUGAACGCCAUCACCGACAAGAUUCCAGAGAACCUUAACAGAGAGGAUACCAUCAAGUCCAUCAAUCUGUGCGUUGCUUCGGCUGGUGAAGGCACUCCAGAGCAAUCCGCCUACAAAGUCUUCAAAUGCUUCAUCCAGUCCGUCGACAAGGAGAUCAAAUUUUUCUAAAAAAUAUUUUAUAAAUUCCGAUUGCUUUCUUCAAUAAAUAAAUAUAUAGAGUUUUGUAUUGUACCCAAAUCUGU
This is a messenger RNA of Nicrophorus vespilloides, 535 nucleotides long. RefSeq names its product general odorant-binding protein 56d-like. The transcript is spliced from 2 exons. NCBI's taxonomy places the organism in Eukaryota, Metazoa, Arthropoda, Insecta, Coleoptera, Silphidae. The coding region runs from base 48 to 461 and encodes 137 amino acids. Gene Ontology annotation, biological process: sensory perception of smell. The record is from RefSeq and is a predicted model, not a curated record. Gene Ontology annotation, molecular function: odorant binding.